Drosophila grimshawi is the source of this 848-nucleotide messenger RNA. RefSeq names its product caltractin. The record is from RefSeq and is a predicted model, not a curated record. Gene Ontology annotation, cellular component: centrosome; centriole. Lineage: Eukaryota; Metazoa; Arthropoda; Insecta; Diptera; Drosophilidae. The coding region runs from base 141 to 701 and encodes 186 amino acids. Gene Ontology annotation, biological process: mitotic cell cycle; centriole replication. The transcript has a single exon. Gene Ontology annotation, molecular function: calcium ion binding.
GAGCUCAGUUCCCGAACGGUGAGGUCUAACAACAAAAAAUACGUAUAAAUCUACAAAAAAAUACAUAAAAGUUAUUUUCGAAUAUAGAGGAAAAAAAUUUGAAACACAUAUUUUCAAUACGUGAAAGAAGUCGCAUUAAAAUGGAUAAGAAUUUGAGCAGCGCUGGCUCGACGGCGACCGUCCAAUCGAACAUGAGCUCGGGUAUGCUGAGGUACCGCAAGGCGAAGAACAAGCGCCUGUUGCCGACCUUUGACCUGUCGCUGGAACAGAAGGUUGACAUUAAAAAGGCCUUCGAUCUUUUUGACACAGAGUGCACCGGGUUCAUUGAAGUCAAGGAGUUGCGAGUAGCAAUACGUGCCUUGGGAUUUGAGCCCGAUAAGGAUGAGAUCAAGAAUAUGAUGGAUGAGAUUGAUAAGGAUAAGACGGGUCGCAUUGCGUUCAAUGAUUUCUUGUACUUGAUGCGCUUAAAAAUGGCCGCCAAGGAUACCAAGCAGGACAUCCUAAAGGCGUUCUCAUUCUUCGAUGACGAUGGAACUGAUCACAUUUCGUUUGACAAUCUGAAGCGAGUGUCCAAAGAGUUGGGGGAGAAUCUCACCGAUGAGGAGCUGCAGGAGAUGAUCGAUGAGGCCGACUUGGAUGGCGAUGGUGAAGUUUGCCGCGAGGAAUUCCUAACUGUAAUGAAGAAAACAAAUUUGAUUUAGCUUGCAGCUUAAACAAGGAAACGACGUUGAUUAUUUUUGCUUAUAGCUUUCUAAAUACUUUAUAUUCAUUUAUAUUUUCAGGUAAUAAUUCUUGAAAAAGUUUGGAUAUGCUUCGGCUUAAUAAAAGCAGCCUCCCUUGAAACAAUA